AUGGCUACAGCGUGGCUGCCGAAAGUUCGAGUGGCUGCUUGCAACGUUGCGCCUGUCUUCCUGGAUACCGCCAAAACGGUGCAGAAGACCGUCUCGCUGAUACAAGAAGGGGCGAAUAAUCGAGCCGAUCUGAUUGUGUUUCCAGAAGUCUAUAUACCUGCUUAUCCUCUGUGGGCCGCUAUCGCCGCUCCGAUUGACAAUCACUCCUUCUUCACCCGGCUUGCCCGCGAAAGUCUCCUCAUCAACGGUCCCGAACUGUCGCUCCUGCGGCAGACCUGUGCGCAAUCUCGCGUCUUCGCUCAUGUUGGAUUCAACGAAAGAAGCCCUGCCAGUCUGGGAUGCAUCUACAACUCGUCAGUGCUGAUCUCUGACGAAGGCAAGAUUGUGAACCAUUCGAGAAAGCUUGUGCCGACGUUCUACGAGAAGCUGACUUGGGCGAAUGGUGACGGGUAUGGUUUGGAUGUCGUGGAAACGGGCAGGUGUGGCCGUGUAGGAAGUUUGAUUUGUGGAGAAAACACGAACCCGUUGGCGAGAUGGUCACUGAUGGCACAAGGUGAACAGCUACACAUCACCACCUGGCCAGCCGUAUGGCCCACCAGAAGGCCGCAAGCGACCGAAGAUGGUGGAAAACAGUACGACAACAUCGCGGCGAAUCGAACGAGAACAGGAGCCCAUUGCUUCGAAGCGAAGUGUUUCGGUGUCAUGUGUUCGGGCUUCAUGGAUCAGGCCAUGAAAGAUGCCUUGACCAAGACCCACCCAUCCGCUCUCUCAACUUUGCAAAGCCUUACUCAAGGCGCAUCAAUGUUCCUCGAUCCCACAGGCGCCCAAGUCGGCGACAUGGUUCAGGGCGAAGAAGGCAUCGCAUACGCAGAUCUGGAUCUCAAUCAAUGCGUUGAGCCAAAGCAGUUCCACGAUGUUGUGGGCGGGUACCAAAGAUUCGAUGUCUUCGAUCUCAAAGUGAGGAGGGAAAGGCUGGGCGCUGAGAAGGCCACACGCCUUGUCGAAGCCAACCAACGCCGUACUGUCGUUUUCGUUACUCAUCGAUCAUCGACCAUCUGA
This is a messenger RNA of Zasmidium cellare ATCC 36951, 1059 nucleotides long. RefSeq lists its product as uncharacterized. The transcript has 6 exons. The record is from RefSeq and is a predicted model, not a curated record. Bases 1 to 1059 code for a protein of 352 amino acids. Gene Ontology annotation, molecular function: catalytic activity. NCBI's taxonomy places the organism in Eukaryota, Fungi, Ascomycota, Dothideomycetes, Mycosphaerellales, Mycosphaerellaceae.